UCCUCAGUUGCUCUAUCCGCGCUAAGUGAGAGGCAUCAAAAAAUUGAAUAUCGGUUUAUUCAACAAAAUAAUAAAAUUGAAAGAACGUGAAAAGUCACUUCCACAAAUUUUUUUACCGUUCAAUUAGUGAGUUGUUGAAAAAUUCACGUCUAGCACCCAAAAAGUUCCCAAGAUGACUGACCGCAAAGCUGUAAUCAAGAAUGCCGAUAUGAGCGAAGACAUGCAGCAGGACGCUGUGGACUGUGCAACACAGGCCAUCGAGAAAUACAAUAUCGAAAAGGAUAUCGCUGCGUACAUUAAGAAGGAAUUUGACAAAAAGUACAACCCGACAUGGCACUGCAUCGUUGGAAGGAAUUUCGGAUCAUACGUCACCCACGAAACGCGCCACUUCAUCUACUUCUAUCUCGGGCAAGUGGCGAUAUUGCUCUUUAAGAGCGGCUAAACCCCAUCCCCGCUCGCCCCCCUUCCUACCUGCCCCCCCCCCCUCUCCCAGUAUUCCACUAUAUUAGAUGACUGUUUCAAUUCUGAAAUAAUCCUUAUAUAUUAAUAGUUUGGUUUCGGUACGCGUUCCCAACGUGCAAGGGAGAACCUCAUUCUAUUUAUAUGCGAAGCGACGGGAAUGCGUACUCAAAUUUAAAGUUUUAUUUUACGGAUUUUAUAUACCUAUUUUUGGAAUAAAAUUAUUUUGUUGAUACUUUA
Messenger RNA from Anoplophora glabripennis (Asian longhorned beetle), 699 nucleotides. RefSeq names its product dynein light chain 1, cytoplasmic. Gene Ontology annotation, cellular component: cytoplasmic dynein complex. The record is from RefSeq and is a predicted model, not a curated record. Gene Ontology annotation, biological process: cilium assembly; microtubule-based process. The transcript is spliced from 3 exons. The coding region runs from base 173 to 442 and encodes 89 amino acids. Gene Ontology annotation, molecular function: dynein light intermediate chain binding; dynein intermediate chain binding. NCBI's taxonomy places the organism in Eukaryota, Metazoa, Arthropoda, Insecta, Coleoptera, Cerambycidae.